Dermacentor albipictus is the source of this 2452-nucleotide messenger RNA. RefSeq lists its product as uncharacterized. Gene Ontology annotation, cellular component: nucleolar ribonuclease P complex; fibrillar center; ribonuclease MRP complex. Gene Ontology annotation, molecular function: ribonuclease P activity; ribonuclease P RNA binding. Lineage: Eukaryota; Metazoa; Arthropoda; Arachnida; Ixodida; Ixodidae. The record is from RefSeq and is a predicted model, not a curated record. Gene Ontology annotation, biological process: tRNA 5'-leader removal.
GGGAAAGCAUAGCACAACCGCGCUCAAGCUUGCAGGCAUUUUUGUGACGUGAUCGACAACAUUGAAGCACUCUAAAAACGUUCUUUAUUCCAUGUUCGAACGCCCGCGCACGCGUUCUUUUACCUGUUCCACUACACCAUAGCUGUUCCAUGUAGCUGAUUUGGUUUUCACUUUGCCUUUCCUUUUUCUUUGUAAGUGCGGAAUGGCCUGCCGCAACUGGUAAGCCACCACUGUGCGCUAUUGUUCUCUGACAUCAGAUAAGGCUCUGAGGUCAAAAAACAAGAACGAUAAUGCCAAAGGCCCCAAAGGCACGGAAAAAGCUCCUGCUGGCUGCACCGGUCUCGAUGCGAUGGCCGACAGUUGACGACGAGUGUCGUUCCCGACUGCUGGAACGCUUCCGAAACAUGACUGGAACCUGGGAUUCGAAGACGCAAUCUCAUCUCGUACUGGGGCUGAACGCUACUGCUCGAGCUCUUGAACAGACCCAUCUGUCAGCGCUGCUAUUGAACUCUUCGGCGGAUCCCCCAAGGCUCUUGCAUGGACUCAUCAGGCUUGCACGAAAUCAAAAUACGCCCGUACUCUGCGUCAGCGAGCUGCAGGAGUGGGUGCCCGGUCUAAAUUCUUUGCUGGCGUUGGGUAUGCGGCAAUCGGCGCCCCCUUCGAAAUCGGUUGACGAUUUCUUGAACGCGGUGCGGCUGAACGCCGGUACUUGUUCCGAAAAAGUGUCUGGAAAUGGAAGCACUGUGGAAUCAAAAGAUGGAAAUGAAAUCGUGGGCGAGACUGCAGUAACAUCCGCAGCCUCCGAAUCCACGAAUGCCGAGUCGGCCAUUAGUGCGAAAAGAACAAGUGAAAGCAAGAGUAGUGAGCUGUUCUCGGAAGAUGCGAAAACUGCCAGCACGAAAACUGAACACUCGUCUGAAGCACAGACCGAAAUAUUACAUUCAGAAACCUGCGCCACUAAAGAUAGACUGACAGCAUCAGUUGCUGUAGACAUUGAGCUCUCUGAAGAUGGUGGUUUAGGAUUUCCAGACUAUGAAUGGGAAUGCGGCAGCCUUGUUGAGGUAGUAGAAUCGUCUUCGCAUGCACCACAAAAGAUAAAACCGGUUGCUGUGCAUUCUGCCCACCAAGCGUCAUGUUUAGCCAAGGCUAACAUCAAGCAAGUUUUCUCAAAAGGGAAGUUGAAGACUAAAAAAAAGCGUGGAGUACUUAAGGCAAUCAAAUAAGUUUGAAGCUUCAUCAGUGUGAACAGCCUUUCUGGUGUGUACAUGUGCAUUUGGUCACGAGUUAAGGCACCUCAGAAGUAUCAUUUGUGGAGGAAACAAAAGUUCUAAUUGCAUGCCGCCAAGACAUAAUAGCGACACAAGUGUGGCAUGGCUUAUGGCAUGAGAAUAUAGAGUGAUGUUAUUGUCGAUCCAAUGAUGUCACAUAGUACGAUGCAAAAGAACUUGUGCCCACUCAAGAAACCACAGGCGAGUGUAGAAAGCAUGAAACCAUCGUAUCAUCCGACUAUGGUGCAUCGGCUAUAAGUGUACAUGGGACUGUGUGUGUAUGUUGGUGCUUCUUUUUUCUCUCCCCCUCUCUCUUCAGGGUUGUCUUGUGAGCCAGUAAAUUAAUGGCGUCAUAAUGCACUGUCAUUUAUUGGUACCAGAGCUGCAAUAAUGUAUAACACCUUGUCAUUCCCAAUAUUGCAUUGUCAUGAGCUAAUCACAGUGGUUGUUGGUUCUGUAUUGACCAUGGUCACUGUUGUCCACUCAAGAAAUGACAAGACGGCAAAACGUAUUGAUGCGAGGAGAAAGUCGGCACAUGCUGUUUAUUUCUUGGACACUACACCAACAGCAUGGAUCACAGCAGAUUAUAGAUUAUGCUUACAGAUUGCAGUAAUACACUGAGAAUAACAUCACUGCAAGAUAAAACACGGGGAAAGCGAGAUGGAAAUUCAAGAGGAUCAGCAAAACAAGAACAAGGUAAAAGCGGGAGCCAUCAUUUCAACGAAUAGACUUGCCAAAAAGUUGGCUCCCACUUUUACCUUGUUCUCGUUUUGCUCAUCAUCACUGCAAGACUCCUUUCCAGUAUUUGCAUUUUCUUUAUUCUGUAUUAACUUGAGUGUGGCAACUACAGAGAACUAGAGGACACGUAAAUAAGAGGACAAGGCUUUUUCUGAAAAUUUUAUGUCCUGCGCAUGCUGUGGCCAAUGACUCAAGACAUUUGUUUACCUGUAAGCAAUUUUUUCUGAGAGACUGCAUGCCUUUUUUAUUAUUACUCAAUGCAGAACACCAAAUAGCUCACUACCUAAAACACUGAUUUUUGGCCGAAACACAUGCUAAAAUUGCAAGUUUGAAAAUCGUGUCAAUUUAGACAUGUUAAAUACAAUGAAUGCCUAAAUAUGGUGAAACAUUAAAGCGUACAGUGUGCACAAGAUAUUCACCAUUGAAUAAAAACAAGUGUACAUGAG